AUGGUUCAAAUGGCAGUCAUCGACGAAGAAAUCCCGGCGAUCGACUAUUUCUCCCUCUUCUCCGGCGACCCUGUCCAGCGUUCCAAGGCGCUCGACUGCCUCUCCACAGCUUGUGAGCACUACGGCUUCUUCAACCUAGUGAACCAUGGGGUUCCUGAUGGAGUGAUAGAAGGUGCUUUGAGUGGGAUAGCAGAUUUCUUCGAGCAAACGUCGGUGGAAGAGAAGAGCAAGUACAAGAAAGGUGAUCCCAAGGCUAGGAUUCUUUGGGAUGCCAGGAGUCACUCCGGUGAGAACAGAGAACAUCUCAAGCUCCUCGCUCGUCCAACGUUCCAUUGCCCUCCUAAUCCUCCAUCAUUUAGAGAGGCAUUGGGAGAGUACGAGAGGAGAGUCCAUGAAGUGUCGUUGGGGUUAGGAAGGGCAAUGUCCUUAAUCUUGGGACAGGAAGAGUCCUACAUCGAGAAUGCUUUCAAUUUGGAAUCAGGCUUUAACGUGGCUGCCAUGAAUCGUUACCCACCAAACUUCCAGUCGAAGGGCACCAUGGGACUGGCUGAACACACCGAUCCUGGCUUCAUCAUCUCCCUCGUCCAGAAUAUGGAUGGUGGCCUUCAAAUCCUAACCCACCAAGGACAAUGGAUCAACGUCCACAUCCCUCCCAACACCAUCUUAAUUCAACUUGGGGACCAACUGGAGCUUCUAACCAAUGGCAAAUACAAGAGUCACAUCCAUCGAGUGUUGGUGGAUACCUACAAGGUGGAGAGGAUCUCUAUAGGCAUACUCCAUGGGCCAUCUAUAGAUGAAUUUGUGGCUCCCGGACCAGAAUUCAUAAACGGCAAUCAUCCACUUGCUUACCGUGGAAUAACAUACUCAAAUGCUUUGGAAGCUAACGAUCGUUACGAAAUUGAAGUUCAGUCAUGCAUUGACCAACUUAGAAUUCUACCAAUAUGAGUGAUUUAUCAAAUAAUACUCAUAUCAUUACAUAUUUGGUAUGGGU
This is a messenger RNA of Linum tenue, 991 nucleotides long. NCBI's taxonomy places the organism in Eukaryota, Viridiplantae, Streptophyta, Magnoliopsida, Malpighiales, Linaceae. The record is from the annotation of a GenBank genome assembly.